Molecule: messenger RNA, 825 nt
Organism: Xiphias gladius (swordfish)
Lineage: Eukaryota; Metazoa; Chordata; Actinopteri; Istiophoriformes; Xiphiidae
Gene: lypd6
Product: LY6/PLAUR domain containing 6
Exons: 5
Coding region: 141-662 (173 amino acids)
Biological process (GO): positive regulation of canonical Wnt signaling pathway
Molecular function (GO): acetylcholine receptor inhibitor activity
Source: RefSeq, a predicted model, not a curated record
GGAGUGGACGCCGGAGGAGACUUUUCUACACCGCCUCGGGAUCCUGAGCGAGUCUGACAGCUGUAACCUCUCUGUUAAUGUAUCUGGAUGACAUUAACCAAUCAGAAAGGUGCAUGUGUCUCAAACCCUAGUAACCAGCAAUGGAGCCCUGGCCUACAGUGGCCUGGGUCCUAGUGCUGACCAUCAUCGUGGAUCUUCUGAUAAGCACCCACACCAGAGACUUUACUGAACAAGAUAUCAUAUUCCUCCACCCGUCAAGUACUCCAUUUCCUGGUGGAUUCAAGUGCUUCACCUGUGAAGCCGCACAAGACAACUUUGAGUGUAAUCAUUGGGCACCAGACAUGUACUGCCCACUUGAAGCCAAAUACUGCUACACCCACCACACCAUAGAUGAGGAGGGAGACAGUGUGUCAGUGUCCAAACGCUGUGUUGCUCUGGAGGCAUGUCUUUCCACAGGAUGCGCUGAAAUAGAUCAUGAAGGAAAAAAGGUGUGCACAUCGUGCUGUGAGGGGAACAUCUGUAACUUGCCGGUACCAUGGAAUGAAACAGAUGCCAUCUUUACCACCACCUCACCUCUCAGCAGCGAUGUUGGACUGUCACAAAGCCACAAACUGACUUUAUCAGUCAUCAUCACUUCCUUUAUUAUCUCGGGUGGUGUUUGAAAAGUGAAGACACAAUCAAGUCCAUCAAGGAGUACUGAAAGGUGAAACGAACCUGUCAGUGGACCACAUGACUUCUGUUUGAACUGUGCUCUGACAUAGGCUGCUGGGGCAGUUUCUCUUCCUUUGAGCUUCAAAACAUACUUGACAUGGAACCACACUUAAA